Molecule: messenger RNA, 1677 nt
Organism: Papaver somniferum (opium poppy)
Lineage: Eukaryota; Viridiplantae; Streptophyta; Magnoliopsida; Ranunculales; Papaveraceae
Product: protein DETOXIFICATION 14-like
Exons: 7
Coding region: 81-1499 (472 amino acids)
Biological process (GO): xenobiotic detoxification by transmembrane export across the plasma membrane
Cellular component (GO): membrane
Molecular function (GO): antiporter activity; xenobiotic transmembrane transporter activity
Source: RefSeq, a predicted model, not a curated record
AAAACUCUGAUUAUUUCUGCAAACAAACUCUUGUUCAAUCUCAUGUGAAUUUGGUGUUCAGGUUUUGCCGUUUGGGAGAUAUGGAAGAAGGUCUGUUAUUCAAGGCAAAAGAUCAAGAAGAAGAGGGAGGAAACAAAAGCUUAACAUGGGAUGCAUUUGUGGAAGAGGCAAAGAAGGUGGCUUACAUUGCCGGGCCUAUGGUUGCUGUUACCUUGUCUUUUCAGCUCAUUUCAGUCAUAUCUUUGAUGAUGGUGGGUCACCUCGGUGAAGUUGCUCUCGCUAGCACCGCCAUGGCGACCUCUCUUUGUGCUGUUACUGGCCCCAGUCUUCUUGUAGGAAUGGCAAGUGGGCUAGAAACACUAUGUGGACAAGCUUAUGGAGCACAACAAUGUCAAAAACUUGGAGUUUAUACUUAUAGUGCAAUGAUUUCUCUUACUUUAGUUUGUAUCCCUAUCUCUUUUAUAUGGAUUUCGAUGGAAAGUAUACUCACCUUUACAGGACAAGACCCUGUUAUCUCACGCGAAGCAGGGAGAUAUGCAAUAUGUUUUAUCCCAGCGCUUUUCGGUCGGGCAAUUCUCCAUCCGUUAAUAAAAUAUCUUCAGACUCAAAGUUUGAUUGUUCCCAUGCUACUAAGUUCGAUGACUACUUUAUGUUUGCACAUACCUCUUUGUUGGGUUUUCGUAUUUCAUUUGGGGUUUGGAAACAUUGGAGCUGCAUUUUCAUGUAGUAUAUCAUAUUGGCUCAAUGUUCUGAUUCUCGGGUUAUAUGUUAAGUAUUCUCCAUCAUGCAAAUCAACUCGAGUACCGUUAUCAAAAGAGGCAUUUCAAAGAAUUGGAGAGUUUUUAAGCCUUGCAGUUCCUUCUGCCGUAAUGGUUUGUUUACAGUGGUGGUCAUUCGAGAUUAUGAUUUUGUUAUCUGGACUUCUACCUAAUCCCCAACUUGAAACUUCAGUGCUCUCCAUAUGUCUCACAAGUAUCUCACUGCUUUACAUGAUACCAUCUGGAAUUGCUGCUGCUGUAAGCACUCGAGUAUCAAAUGAGUUAGGUGCUGGGAGACCGCAAGCAGCACGGUUAGCCGUCUUCACCACUAUGAUUAUUGCAGGGACUGAGAUUGCUAUAGUAAGUUCGACGCUUUUUGUGUGCCGUUAUACUGUGGGAUAUGCCUACAGCAAUGCGAAAGAAGUGGUAUACAAUGUGACAGCAAUGGUUCCACUAAUCUGUCUCUCAACCAUUCUGGACGGCCUACAAGGUGUCCUAUCAGGUAUUGCUAGAGGGACUGGAUGGCAGCGUAUAGGUGCUUAUGUAAACCUAGGAUCACUAUACAUUGGUGGAAUUCCAGUGUCUCUUUUGUUGGGUUUCUUUAUAAAUUGGAGAGGAAGAGGGCUUUGGCUUGGAAUUAUGUCUGGGGCUGCUAUACAAACAGCUAUACUUUGUGUUAUAACAAUCCAAACAAAUUGGGAAAAACAGGCAGAGAUAGCAAGGAAGAGGAUAUUUCAGUAGAAUAUUUCUUUUGUUCUUCGAAAAUUAUUUACGUAGAGAAUGGACCGAAGCAAAAUUUUGGAUCGGUUGUUGAUUGUGAUUACACUCUAAAAGAUUAUAUAUGAAGUAAUCUAAGAAAUCAUUGUGAAAUAUUCAAAAUCUUUUAUUAAAACUUAGAACAAAUACAAAGAUGAUAAGA